Molecule: messenger RNA, 443 nt
Organism: Schistocerca serialis cubense
Lineage: Eukaryota; Metazoa; Arthropoda; Insecta; Orthoptera; Acrididae
Exons: 2
Coding region: 39-443 (134 amino acids)
Source: RefSeq, a predicted model, not a curated record
GCCUGUGUUCGUUCGCACCUCUGCGUGAGUAGCUGACAAUGGACCCAGCGGGCGUAGCUACGUCGCUGCUGGUUUUGCUGGCAGCAAAUAACACCUCGGUGCUCGACUGUGUCUGUAACCACGUCGCCAGCGUCACCGACGAAAUGAGUUACGGCGAUGGACUGAUGUGGGAGACGUACUGCCAAGACCUCGGAAAUUAUUAUCUGUUCGAAACGUGCGAGAACCUGGAGGCGCCGUCCGUCGCGGUGCCGGCCGCCACACGGCUGGUGCCGCGCAGAGGCCACGAGCCGCCGCCCGCGGAGGACGAGGAGUGCGGCCGCGCCCUCGCGGAGGUUCGCCACCUCACGGAGGACAGCUCCAGGGAGCUCACCAGGGGCCUCAUCCGCAGCGUCGCUGCCGACUGCAUUCGCUCUUGCUCUGUACAAGGGUACGUACGCCACUGA